AUGUAAUCUAUGACGUCAUAUAAACAUUGUCGCCCUAGAAACGUUAGAAAGACAUCUCCUCGAAGGAGGAUGGAAACGGGCAGGAAACACUGAUUACAGAAUCUGACAGGAGGAACGAAAUCUACAGGAUGAGGAAGGGAACGGUUCAAACAGACUCCAAUGAGGAGCUGGGGGAGGAGGCGACACAGACUCUGGAACUCGCCAAACUACAGCGACAACUCCGAGUAAUGGAGGGUGAUCGUCGGGCCUACGCCGAGGAGUCAAACAACAUCCUACGAAAGAAAAUGUCGGAAAAAGAGGCACUUGUGUCUGAAAAUGAGGAGAUUCGCACGGUCUUGCGUCUGGCUCAGAGCGAAAAAAACGAAAAUAUGGACACUGAAAAUACAAAUCGGUUAAUGGAGCUUCUUGACAACCUCGACUCAUUCAAUAAUCAGGCAGAACAGGAGGUGAAGCGGAUCGCGGAACUGGAUGCGGAAGUUGCACGUGUAGAAGAGGAAAUAACUAAACAUCGGCGCACGCAAGGCGGAAAUACGGAGCAGGUGGUCGAGACGACUAUACAGAAGAAAAUCAUGGUCAAGGAAAAUAGGCUUGACAAGGCCAUGGUCAAGUUCAACCAGCAGCUUGCAGUCAAUGCCCACCUCCGUCAGGAGAUUGACCACCUCCGCCAGGAACGGUCAGUUUUUGACGGACUCUUCAAAAAACUCACCAAUGACCUCAGCGACAUUAAGGCUCAGAUGGAUGAGGUCAUUGCGGAGGCUGCGCGCGCAUACGAAGAGCGGGACGAGGCACAGAACAAGAUGAUCGCUCUCAAGGAGCGGAGCGAGAAAGACAUGGCGCAACACGAGGUCGAAAUGAAGGACCUACAGCGUAUUAUCAACCAUGACAACAAGCUCAAACAGUUCCUCGUCUUCAAGGCGCAUGACCGCGCAGAGUUCAAGGAAGAGGAAGAGGCAAAGAAAAACAAAAAUGCCCGAGACAAAGAUACGGACGCUGAACGGGAGCAGAUUAGCGUGUACGAGGAAGCGUUUGAGCGUAUAAAGGAGACUACCGAUAAACAAGACAUCUCCGUUAUUGUCGACGAUUUCAUCGCCUGUGAGGACGAAAACUUCGCACUCUUCAACUACGUCAACGAGAUGAACGAAGAGGUAGAGGGGCUGCACGAGGAAAUCCGACAGACGAAAGCAGAGAUGGAGAGGUUCGAGAUUGAGGAUAUCGAAAUGAUGGAAUGCAACAAAACUACGUUACUGGACCUUCAGUCGAAGUCCGCUCGAGUGACUGCCGAAACUGAGGUUGCACAGACGAAGAUAGACGUCAUUAAGGGCGUGCUGGAUGAACUCCGAAGUGGUGUCGCGUCACUGUUCGAUACGAUUCACUGUGACCCGAGCACUAUCAAGUCUUUGUUGGGAAGCGAGGAGGCGAUCUCAGACAAAAACAUCCUCCACUACAUGGGCAUCAUGGAACAGAGGACCAUGGAGAUGUUACAGAUACAGCAGUAUCUUCACCUCAAGCAAAAUCCGCCGAAACCGGAGAAGAAGGACAAGAAGGGACAGGAAGCCCCGCCAAUCACACAGUUCAUCCGAACUGAUAUCCCUCCUCCCAUCUCUAUACAGACACCAGCCUCUGCGGAUGACGAUGACCUGUCGGAUAUAAUAGUAGUCCAAGAUGAAGGCGAUAUUCGACCUUUGACCCACGAGGAGCUCCGCGCCAUGGCAAAACGAAACAUCACCAAGAAGGCAGCCCUCAGCAGUGCAAGAACCAAUAAUAUACGCCGGAGCAAGUCGCCCCGCCCACCUUGAUAUUGACUCCGCCCAUCUUAAUUUGACCACACAUACUACCUUAAGUGAAUGAAAAAAUAAAAGCUCAACUAAUUA
Messenger RNA from Pecten maximus, 1871 nucleotides. RefSeq names its product coiled-coil domain-containing protein 63-like. The transcript has 9 exons. The record is from RefSeq and is a predicted model, not a curated record. Bases 129 to 1796 code for a protein of 555 amino acids. Lineage: Eukaryota; Metazoa; Mollusca; Bivalvia; Pectinida; Pectinidae.